AUGCCAUUACCGUUCAACCAGGAAUCAUGGAUCUGGUAUACAUGCGCUGUAUGCAUGAUUGGGGCAAGACUGAUUUCGCGAAAAAUGCUCUUUCGAUCCGUCAAAGGCUUACAGAUCGAUGACUGGACCAUGGGCCUCUUCGUCACCGCCGCCUAUACUGUUAUGAUUGUGCUCGCGAAUCGGUGGCUGAAAGUCCAAUCGAACCUGGAACCGGAGAAUUUCGACUUCAGCGCACUGACUAUGGAAGAACUAUCGAGACGACGAUUCGGGAGCAAGCUCGUGGUCGUUGUAGAGCAGAUGCAUAUCGCUGUGAUCUGGGCCUGCAAAGCAUGUCUUUUGGUCAUGUACCAUCGCAUAACACGGACGGCGCUUCAGAAAGAGAACAUCGCCAUCAAACUGCUCGCCGUGUAUACCGCAGUUGGAUUCGUCGUGAUAGAGGUCCUCUACUUCUCAGCCUGGUGUCGACCCUUUUCUGCAUACUACGCAGUGCCGACCACGUCCUUCCAGUGCAACGCCCUGGUACACCACCGCAUCACCAAAGCUGUAUUCAACAUAUCCUCGGAUUUGAUCAUGCUAUGUAUUGCAUUGCAGAUGCUCAUCCGAUCCUUGCUACCCAUGAAGAGAAAGCUUAUACUCUGUGGCAUCUUCUCUCUCGGUAUCUUUGUCGUGGCUGCGAGCAUCAUGAACAGCUACUACUCCUUCAGCAAUCCUUACAAAUCCACGUGGAUCUACUGGUACGUCCGAGAAUCUUCGACAGCCAUCCUUGUUGCCAAUCUGCCGUUCACAUGGACAAUACUGAGGGAACUGUUCGACAUGGGUAACUUCGAUGACACGAACCCUCCCCCAUGGACCUAUCACUCUGCUCGUACGGCUGGAGGUCGCAAAACGGCACAACUUCUUCACCAUCAGUCCGCGACAACAGCCGCACGUACAGGAGUCAGACGAUCCCCGAACAACAGUAAUGGCAGCAAGAUGACGCAGAGUAUGACCAUGGUUGCUUCAAAUAUUACAAAAGACCAAACCAAAUCGCCUGCUAUCAGCGACAGGUCUGAUUUUGCAAAGGAGGAUCUACUUCAAGAAGCCAUCCAGUCCCAUGACUUCGCGCCCGCAGUACUACGUACCAGUAAAGAUGGUAUUGUCGACAUCGACCUGGAAACAGGGCUUGUUGAGGAAGUCAAUGCGCGACCAGUCUCUCCAGAUCACGCGCAGCAACGCAACAAGCUCGUCUCGGCCCCGCCUACGAUUACCCAAGAUGGUACUGGGGGCUUCUACGUCAACGACCACCCUAUCUCACCACCUUCGCGUGCGCAUCUCGUCCUUUCGAUGAGUGGAACGCGGGAUAGCAGUCUAUCAAGCGCGCACAGGAGACCUUACAGUCCGACAUCGAGCCUUGUCAGCGGUGCUACAGGGAGUCGACGAGGGAGUGCAUCGACCCAGGGUGGAGUGGCUGGGCACACCGCGGGGGGAGGCAGGAGUGCGAGAGAUCGAAGAGCGAGAACCAAGUUGAAUGAGUAG
This is a messenger RNA of Alternaria triticimaculans, 1515 nucleotides long. RefSeq lists its product as uncharacterized. The record is from RefSeq and is a predicted model, not a curated record. Lineage: Eukaryota; Fungi; Ascomycota; Dothideomycetes; Pleosporales; Pleosporaceae. The transcript is spliced from 2 exons. The coding region runs from base 1 to 1515 and encodes 504 amino acids.